AUGUCGUCGGGCGGGCGGGAAACAGUCAACCUCGACAGCCUCGAGCCGCAGCAGCUUGCCCAGGUCAAGAAGCAGCUGGACGAGGAGCUCGAGCACCUGACGUCGUCCUUCUCGCAGCUCCACGGCGCCCAGGCCAAGUUUCGGGAGUGUUUGCGAUGCGUCAACAGCCGCUCCGAAUCAUCAAAGAGUUCGAACGAGGUCCUGGUGCCGCUCACCAACUCUCUCUACGUGCGAGGCGAAUUAACAAAUACCGAGACGGUGCUCGUGGAUAUCGGCACCGGCUUUCUGGUCGAAAAGAAAUUGAAAUCGGCGGCGACGUUUUACGAAAGUAAGAUUCAAGAGCUGACAAACAGCCUAAAAGAGCUCGAGGCCAUUAUUCAGCAAAAGCAGAUGAACGUGCGCACGAUUGAAGAAGUACUGCGACAGAAAAUGAUGGCACAACAAUCCAGUCAAACGCAGUCAUGA
Molecule: messenger RNA, 465 nt
Organism: Cordyceps fumosorosea ARSEF 2679
Lineage: Eukaryota; Fungi; Ascomycota; Sordariomycetes; Hypocreales; Cordycipitaceae
Product: c-myc binding protein
Exons: 5
Coding region: 1-465 (154 amino acids)
Biological process (GO): regulation of DNA-templated transcription; protein folding
Cellular component (GO): cytoplasm; prefoldin complex
Source: RefSeq, a predicted model, not a curated record